Messenger RNA from Cylindrotheca closterium, 1239 nucleotides. Lineage: Eukaryota; Bacillariophyta; Bacillariophyceae; Bacillariales; Bacillariaceae. The record is from the annotation of a GenBank genome assembly.
AUGGUAGCUACUUCAUUGAUACAGCGUCUUCUUUGGGUUUGUCAAUAUCCUGGCUUUUCGAAAAGCCUCCUUGGACCAUAUGAAAAUGUUGGAGUGAUACAAGGAAGAAUUCCAAGCUCGGCCGCCUGUCAAGUCUUUUACCCAGCUGCAGCUGACAGCACCAGCAACAAAUCUUUGCCGUACUUUCGUCCCAGGGCUGUUCAAGGUCUAGCCGAAUACAGUGGAAUGGAUCCAAAUCUAUUUCAAUUCUUGUCGUGGAAGCGUCAUCCAUGUCAAGUGCAUGCACCGCCCGCCGUUGGCGAAUUCCCAGUCGUUCUGUUUUCUCACGGACUUGGGGGUUGUCUGGAAAUGUACACGGACAUUUGCCAGCAAGUGGCUUCUUCGGGUAUGAUAGUAGUGGCUUUGGAACACGAAGAUGGUAGUGGGUGUUUCGCGGAGACGGCUGACGGACAAGAGAUUCGGUACAAAUCGCCAUCCUCCAAAGAACCGUAUUCUCGGAACAAGGUGGUCAACUUUCGAAAGGAUUUCUUGGAACAUCGAGCUAGAGAAGUCACCAGGACCAUGGAAUUCUUUCUAGGGGGUUGGAAAGACGAAAAGAAUCUCGACAUGUCUAGCAAUGGUGUCUAUGAAACCACUACCGACGUGUGGAAACAAGUAUUGGAAAAGGUGGAUACAAAGAAGGGCGUUGCUCUCUUUGGGCAUUCCUUUGGGGGUGCCUCUAUGGUAUAUACCAUGCAACGAGAGGGGCAAGACCAGACAAAAGUCUUGGAUGGGGUCAAUUCGGUAACCAUGUUAGACCCUUGGGCGUUUGCGUUGGACAAGAAACUGAUUGAAAAGGGAUCUCAAUCCUCUGUCCCUUACCUAUCCGUUCUAUCUGAAGGAUGGGUGACCAAUCCGGAAACGGAACAGGUGCUGGAGCUGCAUGUGGAUAAUCCUGAUAAUCUCUAUUACAUGCCCCACAGUCGUCAUGCUUCUUUCUCGGAUUCUCCAUGGUGGCUCCCACGAGUGAUCACUCGUCGAUUUGGUUUGCGGGGAAAGAAGGAGGCAAGGCACGAGACUAUUGCGGCGAGUGCCAAGGCUUGUAUCAACCACAUGAAAGCAUCCAUCAAGUGCUAUCAAAAGGGUGGUAGUAUCACAGAAAUGGAUACCAGUGGGCUUGCCCCACUCUUGCCCUUCCCCUAUUCCACCACAGAACUAAAGCUUCCCAGGGCACAACAGCUUAGUUCGCAAAAGAUGUAA